Messenger RNA from Doryrhamphus excisus (bluestripe pipefish), 7559 nucleotides. NCBI's taxonomy places the organism in Eukaryota, Metazoa, Chordata, Actinopteri, Syngnathiformes, Syngnathidae. The record is from RefSeq and is a predicted model, not a curated record.
AGUCCUGCUUUCCUUAUCGCUAAUCUUGUCCCAGCAAUUGAGUGGCCGGCACCGCUGCUGGAUUCAAACACAGUUUGUAUUUGUAGUGCGACUGCAGUGACUCAUUGAAACAUCAUUAUCUGUCAUAAUACCGCAUCUGUUUCUCGCAUACACACACACACACACACGCGCUCACAACGGAGGUAAAGUCGGUGCCGUGAAGGCAUCAUCUCACUCGUGCUUUCUCAUUUCGGAUAUGAACAGCAAGGAAGAAUUGGACGUGGAUUUACACGCACGUUUGUCUGGACCCACAGACGGGAGUUAAGACGUCUGAGGCGUUCAUCAAACUGGAGCUAAGGUGUCUAGAGCUUUUCCUGUGUGGAUGUUAGGACCCGAGCUUCAACAACUGAUAUUCAUCUGAAUUCUCAGGAUGGGGAAUUCUGAGAAAGUCGCAAUAUUUGGCCAUAUUUUGCAACUUUCAGCUUGAGGAAGAGAAAUAAGUAAGCUGCGGUGAGGAACCUGUGGGUGGACUUCAACCAUGGCCGACCAGGCUCAGCACAGCAGGAGCGUGUCAGCUCGUCGAGGCCCCUCAUGGAUGUAUCCUACCUUGGCUUUUUUGCUGCUUUGGAUCGUGCUUAUGUCCGUUUGUGUGGUUGGAAUCCAAGGUCAGCAUUACCCGGUAGUCACCACCAACUACGGGAAGUUACGGGGUGUGAAAGUCACACUACCCAAUGAGAUCCUCGGACCGGUGGAACAGUAUCUGGGGAUUCCGUAUGCAUUGGCUCCAACUGGGGAACGGAGAUUCCAGGCACCGGAACCACCCAUGUCUUGGCCCGGCAUCAGGAAUGCUACUCAUUUUGCUCCAGUUUGCCCCCAGUUUUUGGAAGAUCGCUUCUUACACAGCGAUAUGCUACCGGUGUGGUUCACGGCUAACUUGGAUACGGUGGUAACGUACGUGCAAGACCAGAGCGAGGACUGCCUGUACCUGAACGUCUAUGUCCCCACCGAGAAUGGAGCAAAUUCUCACAGAAAAGAUGCAGAAUUCAGCAGUAAUGAUGGUGGCAGUGAUCAAGAUAUCCACGACGAGAACGGGCUAAAGCCGGUCAUGGUUUACAUUCACGGCGGCUCCUUCAUGGAGGGUACCGGCAACAUGAUUGAUGGCAGCAUCCUUUCCAGCUACGGCAACGUCAUUGUCAUCACAAUCAACUAUCGUCUCGGGGUUCUGGGGUUUCUGAGCACCGGAGACCAGGCAGCCAAGGGCAACUAUGGCCUGCUGGAUCAAAUCCAGGCUCUCAGAUGGAUCAAGGAAAACAUCCAGGCCUUCAAAGGAGACCCGAAGCGAGUGACCAUUUUUGGCUCUGGUGCUGGGGCGUCCUGUGUCAGCCUGCUGACCCUCUCGCAUUACUCUGAAGAUAUGUUCCAGAAAGCCAUCAUUCAGAGCGGCACAGCACUCUCCAGCUGGGCAGUCAACUACCAACCGGCUAAGUACACUCGAGCCCUGGCAGAGAAGGUGGGCUGCAACGUUCUGGACUCCAUUGACUUGGUGCAGUGCCUGCAGAACAAGAACUACAAGGAGCUGAUUGAGCAAUAUGUGACGCCGGCGAAGUACCACAUUGCUUUCGGUCCUGUGAUUGACGGCGACGUGAUCCCUGAUGACCCCCAGAUCCUCAUGGAGCAAGGCGAGUUCCUCAACUACGACAUUAUGCUAGGCGUCAAUCAAGGCGAGGGAUUUAAGUUCGUGGAUGGGAUCGUGGACAGCGAGGACGGCGUCUCGGCUAAUGAUUUCGACUUUGCCGUGUCCGACUUUGUGGACCACUUAUACGGCUACCCCGAGGGCAAGGACACUCUACGUGAGACAAUCAAGUUCAUGUACACCGACUGGGCAGACAAGGAGAAUCCAGAGACACGACGCAAAACCCUUGUGGCGCUGUUCACGGACCACCAGUGGGUGGCGCCAGCGGUGGCUACAGCUGAUCUCCACGCCCAAUAUGGCUCCCCGACUUACUUUUAUGCUUUUUACCAUCACUGCCAAAGCGACAUGAAGCCCAGCUGGUCCGACUCUGCUCACGGUGACGAAGUCCCUUAUGUUUUUGGGAUUCCGAUGAUUGGCCCGACGGAGCUCUUCAACUGUAAUUUCUCCAAGAACGAUGUGAUGCUGAGCGCUGUUGUCAUGACCUACUGGACUAAUUUUGCCAAAACAGGGGACCCAAAUCAGCCAGUUCCACAGGAUACGAAGUUCAUUCACACAAAACCCAACAGGUUCGAGGAGGUCGCCUGGACAAAGUACAACCCCAAAGACCAGCUCUACCUUCAUAUUGGUCUCAAACCCCGAGUCCGAGACCACUACCGAGCGACCAAGGUUGCCUUUUGGCUGGAACUGGUGCCGCAUCUCCACAACAUCAAUGAAUUUUUCCAGUACGUUUCAACCACCACGAAAAUACCGCCGCAAGACACAACGCCGUACCCUUACACCAAGCGAUUCCCGAACAAAAACAACUGGCCGUCCACUACGCGCCAUCCGGGUUUGCCGUCCACCAACACCAAGCAUACGACGGAUCGGCGUAAAAGCGGCGACUUCGCUGAGGAGUCCACAGUAGUGAUCGAGACCAAGCGGGACUACUCCACUGAGUUAAGCGUCACCAUCGCUGUGGGAGCCUCCCUUCUGUUCUUGAACAUCCUAGCCUUUGCCGCAUUGUACUACAAGAAAGACAAGCGACGGGCUGACUCAAGCCGCCACGUUCCCACCCCGCAACGCAACUCAACGCCGGCCAACGCGCCCUCUGUCGCCAACGACAUGGCCCACCUGCAGAGCGAGGAGCUGAUGUCACUGCAGAUGAAGCAGCUGGAGCACGAGCACCACCGCGAGUGCGAGUCGGUGCAAGCGCACGAUACGCUUCACCUGGCUUGCCCGCCCGACUACACGCUCACGCUACGACGCUCUCCGGACGACGUACCGCUCAUGACACCCAGCACCAUCACCAUGAUCCCCAACUCGUUGGCUGGCAUGCAGCCUCUGCACAACUUCAAUACUUUUGGAGGCAGCCAGAACAGUACCAGCCUUCCGCACGGACACUCCACGACACGGGUAUAGCUCCGUUGGGAUUGGACCGGAUUCCAACCUUGAAGCAAGAACUGAUUUUGGGUAAAGGCAAACGGAAGUAAUGAAGCACAGACUCCAAAGUUCAAACAGAUAUUAUUUUGCUACGCUGCCUUCUUGAAGUAUAUAUGGUAUCAAUUGAUGUCUUUUUAUCAUAGAAAAUAUCAAUUGUGAAUGUUCUAGAGUAAAAACUACGUGGAGCUAAGCUUCAUGGACUUUUUCAGAGUUUUACCAAAAGAAAAACCCAAGCAGUAACUGACUGUCGCUAUGGAUCUUAUACGAAACAACAAGGACAUGAUUCAUUCGAAAUGGGGCCGCAUACUAAAAAAAAAAUCAAAGCAUGUGGGGCGCAGUUUCAUGUUUUUCAUUUUGUGAAAAAUUAUCAGAAUAAUCCACUUUGCUAAGAACUUAAAUACUGGUGGUCCUCAGUUUAGGAUGUUUCUAUGUAUGGCAUUUUGGUUAGCGGCGUUUUGGUUUACAACAUUUUCCUGUUUCCGGUUUCCUGUCCGAUCCAAUACUGAGUCAAAUUCAGGCUGGUAUCAGCAAUAUCGAUACAGAUAAUAUCGAUACAGACACAAAUAUAUACAGUGUAUGAUGUUUCUAUGUAUGGCAUUUGCUGCGUUUUGGUUUACAACAUUCCGAUUUAUGACUUUUCUGUUUACGACCGAGUGAUGUGUGAUACCACUGGUUUCCUGUCCGAUCCAAUACUAAAUCACAUUCAGGCUGGUAUCAGCAAUAUCGAUACAGACACAAAUAUAUACAGUGUAUGAUGUUUCUAUGUAUGGCAUUUUGGUUUGCGGCGUUUUGGUUUACAACCUUCCGAUUUAUGACUUUUGUGUUUACGACCGAGUGAUGUGUGAUACCACCGGUUUCCUGUCCGAUCCAAUACUGAAUCAAAUUCAGGCAGGUAUCAGCAAUAUCGAUACAGAUAAUAUCGAUACAGACACAAAUAUAUACAAAUAUACAGUGUAUGAUGUUUCUAUGUAUGGCAUUUUGGUUAGCGGCGUUUUGGUUUACAACAUUUUUCUGUUUCCGGUUUCCUGUCCGAUCCAAUACUGAAUCAAAUUCAGGCUGGUAGCAGCAAUAUCGAUACAGACACAAAUAUAUACAAAUAUACAGUUUAUGAUGUUUCUAUGUAUGGCAUUUUGGUUAGCGCCGUUUCGGUUUACAAGAUUCCGAUUUAUGACUUUUGUGUUUACGACCGAGUGAUGUGUGAUACCAUCGGUUUCCUGUUCGAUCCAAUACUGAAUCAAAUUCAGGCUGGUAUCAGCAAUAUCGCUAUAGACAAUAUCGAUACAGACACAAAUACACACAAAUAUACAGUAUAUGAUGUUUCUAUGUAUGGCAUUUUGGUUAGCGGCGUUUCGGUUUACAACAUUCCGAUUUAUGACUUUUAUGUUCACGACUGAGUGAUGUGUGAUACCACCAGUUUCCUGUCCGAUCCAAUACUGAGUCAAAUUCAGGCUGGUAUCAGCAAUAUCGAUACAGACACAAAUAUAUACAAGUAUACAGUGUAUGAUGUUUCUAUGUAUGGUAUUUUGGUUAGCAGCGUUUCGGUUUACAACAUUUUCCUGUUUCCGGUUUCCUGUCCGAUCCAAUGCUGAAUCAAAUUCAAGCUGGUAUCAGCAAUAUCGAUACAGACAAUAUCGAUACAGACACAAAUAUAUACAAAUAUACAGUGUAUGAUGUUUCUAUGUAUGGCAUUUUGGUUAGAGGCGUUUUGGUUUACAACAUUCCGAUUUAUGACUUUUGAAUUUACGACCGAGUGAUGUGUGAUACCACCAGUUUCAUGUCCGAUCCAAUACUGAGUCAAAUUCAGGCUGGUAUCAGCAAUAUUUAUUGCAUUUUGGUUAGCGGCGUUUUGGUUUACAACAUUUUAAUUUAUGACUUUUGUGUGUCCAUAUUUUGAUUUGCAAAUCGAUUUUAGAGCAUAAAAAUUCAUCAGUAUCGAUAAUUCAGUAUUGAUCACACAUUACUAUGACCAACACUCUGCCAUAAAUUUAUUUCAAACAUUUUAAAACAUAACAUUCACUGGAGAAAUAGUUGCAGCAACACACUGAGGAAGAAUAACAUUGUAUAUAUAUAUAUAUAUAUAUAUAUAUAUAUAUAUAUAUAUAUAUGUAUGUAUGUAUGUAUACUCAUUGAAGUGUAUAUAUAUGAGUUAUGGAUUCUGUACACUCUCACAAGAAGAUCUGAGAGGGAGAAUAUGGGAAAAUAUUUUAAGAAGGUAGAAAAUCCUGCAAGACAACCACAGGCAUAAAAGUAAGUCAUUGAUCCUUUCUUAUCCAUCCAACCAUUUUCUUCGGUUUGGGUCUCGGGGGCACCGGUCUCAGUCGGGAAAUCCACCAGGACUUCCACCAGGAGGACUCCCAGGCUAGCUGUGGGACAUAAUCCCAACUGGCCGAAAACCACAAUGUUCCUACUGAAGCCGAGAUAAAACUAUCCGGGAAAUUUAUACUAUUUCUUAUGGGAAGAAUUGACUGGGUUAAAGUACGUUUUGGUUAGAGUGGAGCAGAUUAACAACACUAACCAAGGUUCCACUAUAUUUCACAUAUAGUAAUUUUUUUUAUUAGUAGUGGUAUUAUUACAACAUUCUAAUUUGUUUUUUCACAUUUUAAUCUAUACUGCUACUAUACUAGGGGUCUCAAACUUUGGGGUGAAGCCGGGCCGCAUCAGGUUUAAAAAAAAAACAAAAAACAAAACGCAUUUAUUAAAAACUGGAAAAAAAAAUCUAUAAAAAAAUAUAUAUUCAAUGCUUUUGCUUCUGCUAUACCCUACACUUUUUCAGUACUUUGGUUGCGGUUUUCCACACCAAAAUAUCUGAUAAAACAUUCCACUGUUCUCAAUUAUCUUAAUUUUUAUUUUUCUAUACACAAAAUAAGAUUAAAAAAUAAAUAAAAAAAUAAGAAUAAAGACAAUAAAUCAAUCAUCAGUAAUAAAUAAGUAAAAUAAUAAUAAAACAGCAAAUAAGAAAAACGUAAGAAACCACAUACAGUUGGUAGAGAAAUUAUUUUUUUCAGAUUCAAAUGUACAUUAUUAACAGUUAUUUAACCUUAACAUGAACAUUAAUGAAACUUAAUAAUUUGACCCAAUUAGCAAGUUAGCAUCGUACUCAGUUCCAUCUGGGAGCAGCGUCGUAACUUUAACACCAUGUUUGAUGAGAUGCAUGUAUUUGUACCCAGCAUCAUAAGCCUUUAGCUUCAUUGCUAAUCCAAAGCAAAACAGGGCGGGGUAACAGGGUAGGGUAACAGUAUGGGCGGGGCAAAAUCAUAUUAAUUGUGUCCGGUGUGCACACAGCUUUAAGCUGUCAUUUCAACAUUAAACUUUGUUGUCAAAGUGGGGGCCUCGAACUAGCGUCUCGCGGGCCGCAUUUGGCCCAUGGGCCGCGAGUUUGAGACCCCUGCUUUAUGUGUUCUGUGUACAAUGUGAGUGACGUAGAAGUUUAUUUUGGUGAUGGUUCCAAUUUACAAUAAAACUUGCCUUAUAUCAGCAUCUCGGAACGAAACUCCUUUGUAUCCUGAGGACCACCAGUGUAUUUAAACAUUUUUUUUUUCAAUAAUGAAACAUUAAUUGGACACCCCUGCUUUCGUAGGUACAGAAUAUUACUGAAUUAAUGCGGAGAUAAUAAAGAAAAAAUAUAUGUGGAAAUUAAAAAGAAACUUUGUUCAAUUGCUAUUUUAUUUGGACUAUUUUAUUUUAUUCUGAGCUUUCUACUGAGGUGUAAAUACUGUAUAUCUAAACAUUUGUUCCCCCACCCUUAUGCCCCCUCCCUUUUUUUUCCAGUACAACCAAAAGAAAAGGAUAAGAAAAGGACAAGAUGUAACAUAUUGUUAUGUAGUUUGUGAGAUUCUUUCGAGGUGGCAAAACAUGAAGAACUUAAGUCAUCUCAAUUCCAUACUUCUGUCGGAAAAUCGGGAUAUGAUGUAAUCAUCUGGCAGCCGGUGUUGCUUCCAGAAUUUUUUUUUUUUGUCUUUUUUUUCCUUGUUUUUUUUUUCUGUCUCUGCCUACCAUGUGGUGCAAAAUGCAUCAUAACAGACUUUGUUUAAAAAAAAAAAAGCAGUACUAAUAUUAAUUUUAAUGGAAUAAAUGUUGGGAUAUUUGUUAAUAUACAGUAUUUGAAGUUGCAUUCAUAUGCUAGCAAUAUGUAAAAUAUUGUGUCAGGCUUGUGAUAUAUUUUGGGUGACCAAGCAAGUGAAUGAAUGUAAAUAUUCAUGAUAUUUAAUAAUAUGAAAUGAAAUCGCUAUAUUCAUUUUUUUGCAUCUGUUAUGAUACAAGUGGGAAGAAAUAUUUGCUCAAUUUAAUUCUAUAUAAAAAAAAAACUUGAAAAUAUCUUUGAGCACCUUUGGAAAUGAUGAGUUUAUGAUGUUUGUUUUGCUGUUUUGCCUUAAGUGAUAAUAGAGAUAUUUCGGGCUGAACACAAUCUUUUUUAAUAAAAUAUCAAAGUAUUUUCUAUAAAGAGUGUAAAAACAACUUGAAAAGCCUG